This is a messenger RNA of Lolium rigidum, 4261 nucleotides long. Its product is annotated as ABC transporter B family member 10-like. Gene Ontology annotation, molecular function: ATP hydrolysis activity; ATP binding; ABC-type transporter activity. The transcript has 8 exons. The coding region runs from base 187 to 4002 and encodes 1271 amino acids. Gene Ontology annotation, cellular component: membrane. Gene Ontology annotation, biological process: transmembrane transport. NCBI's taxonomy places the organism in Eukaryota, Viridiplantae, Streptophyta, Magnoliopsida, Poales, Poaceae. The record is from RefSeq and is a predicted model, not a curated record.
CCAACGAGUGUCCAAGCGGCUCUUUAAAGCCCUACCUUCCCACGCACACAGGCACAGCGCAGAUUCCGACCUUCUCCACACUCCCUCAGUCCCAGUCUCUACCAGCACACAAGCUAGAACGGAUUAGGCAGUGUCUGUAGCCGGCCGGCCGGCCACGCAGCUGGAUCGCGGUGGAGGGGGAACGAGAUGAGCUCGUCGGCGAACGGCGCCGGCCAGGGCCCCUACCAGAGCUACCAGAGCGAGGCUGAGGGCAGCGAUCACGAGAAGGAUCACAAGAAGAAGAAGGACCAGCAGAAGGAGAAGGUGGAGAAGGUGCCGUUCCUGAAGCUCUUCUCGUUCGCGGACCGGUGGGACUACGUGCUGAUGGCGGUGGGCUCCGUGGGCGCGUGUGCGCACGGCGCCUCCGUGCCCGUCUUCUUCAUCUUCUUCGGCAAGCUCAUCAACAUCAUCGGCCUCGCCACCCUCUUCCCCGCCACCGUCUCCGGCCGCGUCGCAAAGUACUCGCUCGACUUCGUCUACCUCGGCGUCGUCAUACUCUUCUCCUCAUGGACCGAGGUGGCGUGCUGGAUGCACACCGGGGAGCGGCAGGCGGCCAAGAUGCGCCUGGCGUACCUGCGCUCCAUGCUGGACCAGGACAUCGCCGUCUUCGACACCGAGGCCUCCACCGGCGAGGUCAUCAACGCCAUCACCAGCGACGUACUCGUCGUCCAGGACGCCAUCUCAGAGAAGGUGGGCAACUUCAUGCACUACAUCAGCCGGUUCCUGGCCGGGUUCGCCAUCGGCUUCUCGCGCGUGUGGCAGAUCAGCCUGGUCACCCUCGCCAUCGUGCCGCUCAUCGCCAUCGCCGGUGGCACCUACGCCUACGUCACCAUCGGCCUCAUGGCACGCGUCCGCAAGUCCUACGUCAAGGCCGGCGAGAUAGCUGAGGAGGUGAUCGGCAAUGUCCGGACGGUGCAGGCGUUCGUCGGCGAGGAGAAGGCGGUGAGGACGUACCGGGAGGCGCUGCUGACGACGUACAAGUACGGCAAGCGGGGCGGCCUCGCCAAGGGCCUCGGCCUCGGCUCCAUGCACAUGACGCUCUUCCUCUCCUGGGCGCUGCUCGUCUGGUUCACCGGCAUCGUCGUCCACAAGGGCAUCUCCAACGGCGGCGAGUCCUUCACCACCAUGCUCAACGUCGUCAUCGCCGGCCUGUCGCUUGGGCAGGCGGCGCCCAACAUAUCAACGUUCCUGCGGGCAAGGACGGCGGCGUACCCGAUCUUCCAGAUGAUCGAGAGGAGCACGAUGAAUACGAGGAGCUCCAAGGCCGGCCGCACGCUGCCGGCGGUGCAGGGCAACAUCGCCUUCCGGGACGUCCGUUUCGCGUAUCCGUCCCGCCCGGACGUCGUCAUCCUCAACAGGUUCAGCCUCGACUUUCCGGCGGGCAAGAUCGUGGCCCUCGUCGGCGGUAGCGGGUCCGGCAAGAGCACCGUGGUGUCCCUCAUCGAGCGCUUCUACGAGCCACUCUCCGGCACGAUCCUCCUCGACGGGCACGACAUCAGCGGCCUGGAUUGCAAGUGGCUCCGCGGCCAGAUCGGGCUCGUCAACCAGGAGCCGGCGCUGUUCGCGACGAGCAUCCGGGAGAACAUACUCUACGGCAAGGGCGACGCCACGGCGGACGACAUCAACCACGCGGCGAAGCUGUCGGAGGCGAUCACCUUCAUCAACAACCUCCCCGAGCGGUACGAGACGCAGGUCGGCGAGCGCGGGAUACAGCUCUCGGGAGGGCAGAAGCAGCGGAUCGCCAUCUCCAGGGCGAUACUGAAGAACCCGUCGAUACUGCUCCUGGACGAGGCCACCAGCGCGCUGGACGCCGAGUCCGAGAAGAGCGUGCAGGAGGCGCUGGACCGCGUCAUGGUCGGCCGGACCACCGUGGUGAUCGCGCACCGGCUGUCCACAAUCAGGAACGCCGAUACUAUCGCCGUCGUCGACAGCGGCAGGAUUGUCGAGACCGGCACGCACGAGCAGCUCAUGGCCAACCCUCUCAGCGCCUACGCUUCGCUGAUUCAGCUGCAGGAGGCUGCUCAGCUUCAGCACAAGCCGUCUUUCUCGGACAGCACGAGCAUGACAAGGCCACUAAGUUUCAAGUAUUCAAGAGAGUUGUCAGGAAGGACGAGCAUGGGUGCCAGCUUCCGCUCCGACAAGGACUCGAUCAACCGGUACGGCGCCACAGAGGCAUACGACGAAGGGCACAAGGUGAAGCCCGUCUCCAUGAAAAAGAUGUACUCCAUGGUGCAGCCUGACUGGAUGUUGGGGCUGUCAGGCACCCUCAGCGCCUUCGUGGCGGGCGCCCAGAUGCCACUCUUCGCCCUCGGCGUCACUCAGGCGCUCGUGUCCUACUACAUGGGGUGGGAGACCACCAAGAAGGAGGUGCGCAAGAUCGCCGUGCUCUUCUGCUGCGGCGCGGUGCUCACCAUUGUGUUCCACGCCAUCGAGCACCUCAGCUUUGGCAUCAUGGGCGAGCGGCUCACGCUGCGUGUCCGGGAGAAGAUGUUCGCGGCGAUCCUGCGGAACGAGAUCGGGUGGUUUGACAGCACCAGCAACACCAGCGCCAUGCUUGCAUCGCGGCUCGAGACCGACGCCACGCUAGUGCGCACCAUCGUCGUCGACCGCUCCACCAUCCUGCUGCAGAACGUCGGCAUGAUCGUCACGUCGCUCAUCAUCGCCUUCAUACUCAACUGGAGGAUCACGCUGGUGGUGCUUGCCACAUAUCCCCUCAUGGUCAGCGGCCACAUCAGUGAGAAAAUGUUCAUGAAAGGAUAUGGAGGCAACCUCGGCAAGUCCUAUCUGAAAGCCAACAUGCUCGCCGCUGAGGCGGUGAGCAACAUGCGGACGGUGGCCGCCUUUUGCGCAGAAGAUAAGGUGAUUAAGCUCUACGAGGAUGAGCUCAGGGAGCCAGGGAAGCGGUCCUUCCGCCGAGGACAGGGAGCCGGCGUCUUCUAUGGAGUCUCUCAGUUCUUCCUCUUCUCUUCAUACGCGCUGGCAUUAUGGUACGGUUCGCAGCUGAUGAGCAAGGAGUUGGCCACCUUCAAGUCUGUCAUGAAGUCCUUCAUGGUGCUCAUAGUGACAGCGCUGGCAAUGGGCGAGACGCUGGCGAUGGCACCGGACAUCAUCAAGGGGAACCAGAUGGCAUCUUCGGUGUUCGAGAUCCUUGACAGAAAGACUGAAGUCCGGAUCGAUACCGGUGAUGACAUCAAGAAAGUCGAAGGCAUGAUCCAACUACGGGAUGUGGAAUUCCGGUACCCUUCGAGGUCCGAGGUGGCCGUGUUCAAAGGCCUCGACCUCCUGAUGAAGGCCGGCAAGAGCAUGGCGCUCGUCGGGAUGAGCGGCUCUGGCAAGAGCACUGUUCUUUCGCUCAUCCUCCGGUUCUACGACCCUCUUGCCGGAAAAGUCUUGAUUGAUGGAAAGGACAUCAAGAAGCUUAGGCUGAAGUCGCUAAGGAAGCACAUCGGCCUAGUCCAGCAAGAGCCAGCGCUGUUCGCGACGACAAUCUACGAGAACAUCCUCUACGGCAAGGACGGAGCAACAGAGGCCGAGGUUAUCGAAGCGGCGAAGCUGGCGAACGCGCACACCUUCAUCAGCUCGCUGCCUGAGGGGUACCAGACAAAGGUCGGUGAGCGCGGAGUGCAGUUGUCAGGCGGGCAGAAGCAGCGCAUCGCCAUUGCGCGCGCGAUCGUCAAGGACCCUGCCAUCCUGCUCCUGGACGAGGCGACUAGCGCACUCGAUGUGGAGUCAGAGCGUGUGGUGCAACAGGCACUGGACAGGGUGAUGAAGAACCGGACCACCGUGAUGGUGGCACACCGGCUGUCGACCAUCAAGAACGCCGACGUCAUCUCAGUGAUCCAGGACGGCAAGAUCAUUGAACAAGGUGAUCACCAGCACCUGAUCGAGAACAAGAACGGUGCCUACCACAAGCUCGUCAACUUGCAGCAGCAACAACAGCUGCAGGGGGGACAGAGCUCAUGAGCUCUCUAGAGAAGAACCAAGUGCUCCUAUAUCUAGCUGUCCCUUGGCUUCAAAUACAUUAAAUGUAAAAGCUUCGUCCAACCUUUUUUCUUCUUAAAACGAGUGUCACAAUUACACAGGGAUAAGUGCUCUCUCAAUUUCUUUGUAGCAGUAGAUAGUGAUACCACAAUUUCAACUAGGAAUAUAUCUAUGUGACUGGGCGAUAAAACUAUUUUUUAAUCAUAGGACUGCAGUCCAUGAUCUGUUAAUUUCUUUCAAA